Messenger RNA from Aricia agestis (brown argus), 747 nucleotides. RefSeq lists its product as uncharacterized. Gene Ontology annotation, biological process: piRNA processing. Bases 128 to 715 code for a protein of 195 amino acids. The transcript has a single exon. Gene Ontology annotation, molecular function: RNA endonuclease activity producing 5'-phosphomonoesters, hydrolytic mechanism. Lineage: Eukaryota; Metazoa; Arthropoda; Insecta; Lepidoptera; Lycaenidae. The record is from RefSeq and is a predicted model, not a curated record. Gene Ontology annotation, cellular component: mitochondrion.
GUUUUGAAAAACAAAUCAAAAGCGCGAUCCGUGAAGCAAAGACAUGCAAAGAGGGCUACCGGUAGAAAAAUAACGAAGCAUUAUCAAUUUUAAAUUAGGAACUGCAAAGAAAAGUACACAAGAAGCAAUGAUAUUAUCAAAGUGGAAAGAUUUAGUGAACGAAUGCGCUACACUUCUGAGUAAGAUAACUUCCAAUAUCAGCGUCAUGUUCGGCCAGUCGGGAGGCGUUAACGAGGUGCUGCUGUAUGGAGCCGGAGACGAGGAACAAAGAAGGCAAGCGGGCUUGAACAACCUUCUGUGCAUCUACUACACUAUGAUCCUCGCCAACAAAUCCAUAGAUGUCUGCUUACCGAUACUACGAAGCGAAACUAUAUUCAGGUGUCUCAUAAAUGCUCGCCAAAAAAGCGACGUAAAAAUACGACUGAUAUUGUACGACGAUUGCAAGAAGAAAUAUACGGAUGUGCUGAAGAAACAUGGAGUCGAAAUUAAAGUUGUAAAGUCCACGGUGAAAUUGGAACAUCAGUUCAUACUCAUCGACGUCACAGACCGCGAAGCCGUAGCGAUUAUAGGAUCUUUGGAUUACGACGUCAACCACGUUAAUCUCAACACAGACAAUACGCUGCUAAUCUCGGAUACUAACGCAGUCGCUCCUCUAAAACGCGAAUUCGAGAGAAUCUGGAACAAAUCUGACCUGGUAAACGUUAAAAAUAUAUAAAUGUGAAUGUUCAAAUAAAAGUAUUGGUUUCU